UGUACAUAUAUACAUGCACGUAUGUGGUGUGCGCCUGCUUUGAACCAGACCAAUUCUGAAGUUACGAAUAAUAAAAAAAUUCGAUAAACUCUAAUUGAUUUAGAAAAUAAUGAGUCAAGUGUAAAGAGAAGUUUUGAGCACAGAUAAGGAAAUGCGUGAAACGGAACGCAGUCCAAGUAGAUCACAGAUCACCUGAUAAUCAGUCGGUGUCGCUACUCUCGCUAAUACAAUCGCAGCCACCUACCGGUAUCCGGAUAGUUCGAAUAUUACAAAUGGUAAUGAAGAGAGUUAUAAUCACGUUGUGAAAAAAUUAUACUGAACAAAAUGCUGAGGAUACUUGCGUUGAGUCGUAAGCUCUGCCGAAAUUGUCGUGGAUUCAAAAAUGUAAUAGCACAAAGGAGGACGUUCCUAUCGGAAGCUUAUCGUUGCAAUGAAGCGUGGAAUCGCAGAUUAGAGUCACCGUUGCUGCAGGAGGUUAACCACUCGGCGAUGCUCAUCAUGCUCGAGCAAAAAUUCGCGAGUGUCGGCAAGGUGAGCGCUGUCGACAUUGACAUUUUCGUCAACAGUGUCUCUGAUGACACUUAUGUCAAUGAAGUAUUAAAGAUCCUGCACAACCUUCGUAUGUCGCCGGAAGCGACGAACAUACUCGAGUCCACACAUCACGCUGUAAUACGAUAUUUGUGGCAGCAUAAUUUUAUCGAGGAGCUACACGAGAUCGUCAACGACCGGAUCAAUUAUGGCAUCUUCCCUGAUUAUUUCUGCUACAACUUUCUCAUGGACGACUUCAUAAAGAAACAGGAUUAUGCAUCUGCCGCGAAGAUAGCAACCUUGGUCAUGUUGCAGGAAGAAACGGAAAAUCCUAUCACGAACGCGUUGUGUGUUUACGCAUGUCACAAGUACCUGGAGAAUCCCGAAGAAUGGAAAAAACCCGAAGUUCCUGUGGAUACCUCCAAAGAAGAGAUAAAGGUGGGCGUGGAAUUUAUAAGAAAUCCUUUUUUCGAUGACCACUUUGAUCUUACUGAUCCGAAAGAUCUCGUCGGUAAGACAUUGAGUUUUCAUGGAAAGCACCAGGCGAAUGUUCUGGGAAGAACCUGCCAAUUGAGGGGUUUAAUGUUGUAUAAAAAAUACAAUCAAGUGUUGCACCUAAUAAAAGAAUGGAUGGAGACAAUACAGGAUAAGAUAGUUUAUGAUGAAGUGUUUGAAUUAAUAACCAAGGACAAUAGUGAAUCCCAAGAUCAGAGUUCCGAGGAACUGAAACUUGUAGAAGAUCAAUUAUCCAUUUUAAAAGUGAAGCAAAAUGAUAAGGGAAAUUUAGUCGAAGCAAUAGAAAAUGCAAUUAGAUCUGCUGUAACAAAAACAGCUGAUAAAGAUGUUUCUAAACUAUAUCAGGCUUAUCUUGAUUGGGAACAAGUAAGAACUUCCAUAUUGGAAGAUCAAAUAAAAGCAAUAGAGACACAAAAAAAGAUAGCGAAUAUGGAGAAGAUAAAGAAGAAUCUGGAAGAGAGAGAACAACUCUUAACAUUCUUUGACAAUGAAGAACAGAUCGAAUUGAAAAUAGAGGAGAUAGAGGAGUUAAAUCGGAAGGAAGACAAACGUAUUCGUGCUAUGCACGGAAGUGAGAAGAAACUGAGAAAAUUGAUUGCCAUAGAAGCUUAUAUACCACCAGAUGUUAAAAAUAAAAAAUAAAGGAACCGACAAAAGUAAAAGACAAGUAGAGCGCAAAUUUCAGGUUUAAAUUGAAAAGAAAGCAAAUCAUCAACAGAAGUGCUGCUUAUCAUACUCUGACAUUAUGAUAUGUGUUUAUACUUAUUUUAUAAAAAUAGCUUGUACACGUAAAAAAAUGUAUAUAUAUAAAAUAUUAGAAAAUUAAUUCUAUCGAUAUUUCUUACAUACUCUAUCUUGUUCUCACGAACGACGCGACGGUUUUUCUCUCAGCGCUUUAUUUUUCUUAUAGCCAUAUCGGAUCUUCUCAGAACCUCGAGAAGCACGAAAGGCAUAUUCGUAGCUACAAAAAUUAUUACUUUAUAACAAAUAAUGUUCCUUUUAAGCAUCAAUGAAUGUUAACAGUGUGUCUUUAUUAUACACUUGGCCCGAGGCUGUGGAAAGUCUAUGAUGCCUGCCAACUCCAGGCCAAGG
Harpegnathos saltator (Jerdon's jumping ant) is the source of this 2136-nucleotide messenger RNA. RefSeq names its product 28S ribosomal protein S27, mitochondrial. The coding region runs from base 325 to 1686 and encodes 453 amino acids. The transcript has 3 exons. The record is from RefSeq and is a predicted model, not a curated record. NCBI's taxonomy places the organism in Eukaryota, Metazoa, Arthropoda, Insecta, Hymenoptera, Formicidae. Gene Ontology annotation, cellular component: mitochondrion.